UUAAUCCGCCGUGACGUCAUUGAUGUUCUGUAGGUACUGUACUUAACUUUAUGUGACGUCACAGCCGUAUGGAUCUAUUCACUCAUUCGUUUGUUCGCCAGAAGAAAUUUUAACCAGUUAUUCACUACGAGGAAGCAAAACGUAAGCAACAAAUUAUCUUUUAGACAACGAAGGAAUGGGGAGAAAGAAAAAAAGUUGGAAUAUUGAAAUGCCAAAAUUUAAAAACGUCGAAUCCAAUGGCACCGACAAUCCAGUUCCCAUCAAUGAUGAAAUUGAAUCAUCUUCGAAUUCCAAGACAACAAAAUUACAAAAGUCUCUCUCAGAUCAACACGCAGCAAUCAAUUCUAAGCAUAAAGAUUCUCAAUCUUCAAAUGUGGAAGAAUAUACGACUUAUCAAAAUUCUGAACCCGGCCAGUUUAAUAACAAAAAACCUAAUGAAAUUGAGUCACAAACGCCUGAAGAAAACCAAACUAAAAGGUAUAAACUUUACAAGGGUUUAUUUUUCUCGUCUCUGUCUAGUGUUUUUUUCUCACUUUCGUCAGUCAUCGUCAAAUACAUCGAUGAACUACAUCCUGGACAAUUAGCCACAUUGAGAUUCGUAGGAAUCUUAGUAUUUACUAUGCCAGUGGUGACUUACAGUAAAGAACCAGUAUUCGGACCUAAAAAAGUACGACAUUUCUUAAUAAUUCGGGGUCUCGUCGGUGCAACUAGCCUAUUUCUUCGAUUCCUUGCCUUUCGUUACCUACCAAUAGCAGAUGCAUCAGUUAUUGUUUUCAGCAUUCCAGUAUUUGUUGCAGUAUUCGCUAGAAUCUUUCUGAAAGAACCCUGUGGUAUAUUUCAUGCCAUCGCCAUCUUUUUGACAUUAUUGGGAAUAUUUUUAAUCACCAAGAUGCCAUUAGUCAUCGCUAGUAGAAUGGCUUAUACGACCGAUCAAUUAUGGGGUGUUAUUGCUGCCGUUGGAUCCACAUUUUUCGGUGCUAGUGUAUAUGUAGUCAUAAGAAGAAUAAAAUACCUUCAUCAUUCGGUUAUAAUGUUCAAUUUUGGGUGGGUCGCCGUAAUCGAAACACUUAUUUUAACUGCUUCAAUUGGAUAUUUUAGUUUACCAAAAUGUGGGCUUAAUCAGUGGCUUGUAAUUCUUUUGGGUAUAUUCAGUUUUUGUGGGCAAACGCUAUUAACUUUAGCUUUACAGUGCGAACACGCUGCACCAGUAUCGAUAGUCAGAGCCGCUGUCGACAUUGUUUUGGCAUUUUUUUGGCAAAUAUUAUUUUUUCACGAAAUUCCAGAUGCCUAUAGUAUAUCGGGUGCUCUCUUAGUAUCUUUUUGUGUAGUAAUGAUUAGUUUUCGUAAAUGGAUAGUAUCUCUUCCAGAAGAAUCCACGAUUCGAAAAAAACUAUUUUUCUUAACUUUAUAAAUACGAGAAAUAUAUUUUUAUUAAUUCGUUCAUAUUUUAUAUCU
Messenger RNA from Centruroides sculpturatus (bark scorpion), 1455 nucleotides. Its product is annotated as solute carrier family 35 member G1-like. Gene Ontology annotation, cellular component: membrane. The coding region runs from base 176 to 1411 and encodes 411 amino acids. The transcript has 4 exons. NCBI's taxonomy places the organism in Eukaryota, Metazoa, Arthropoda, Arachnida, Scorpiones, Buthidae. The record is from RefSeq and is a predicted model, not a curated record.